Messenger RNA from Cajanus cajan (pigeon pea), 1351 nucleotides. It is a transcript of the gene XTH6, whose product is annotated as xyloglucan endotransglucosylase/hydrolase 6. Gene Ontology annotation, biological process: xyloglucan metabolic process; cell wall biogenesis. Gene Ontology annotation, molecular function: xyloglucan:xyloglucosyl transferase activity; hydrolase activity, hydrolyzing O-glycosyl compounds. NCBI's taxonomy places the organism in Eukaryota, Viridiplantae, Streptophyta, Magnoliopsida, Fabales, Fabaceae. Gene Ontology annotation, cellular component: apoplast; cell wall. The record is from RefSeq and is a predicted model, not a curated record.
CAUUCCAAAUUAACCAAUAAAAUUUCUAGUAAACACAUGUCCAUGGCCAUGCUUAGCACUUUAGGAAACGUUGGUGUCUAUAGUCUAUUAUUAUUAUCAUGGUUUCUUGUGUGUGUUUGGGGACGACCCGCCACUUUUGUGCAAGACUUUCAAAUCACGUGGUCAGAAUCUCAUAUCAGGCAAAUUGAUCAAGGCAGAGCCAUUCAACUCAUUCUAGACCAAAACUCUGGUUGUGGUUUUGCUUCCAAGAGUAAGUACAUGUUUGGCCGUGUUAGCAUGAAGAUCAAGCUCAUACCCGGGGACUCUGCUGGCACUGUCACUGCAUUUUAUAUGAACUCUGACACGGACACAGUACGCGAUGAGCUGGAUUUCGAGUUCUUGGGGAACCGUAGUGGUGAGCCUUAUACAGUGCAGACAAACAUCUAUGCUCACGGAAAAGGGGAUAGAGAGCAAAGGGUCAACCUCUGGUUUGACCCUUCUGCGGACUUUCACACUUAUACUAUUUUGUGGAACCAUCGUCAUAUUGUGUUCUACGUUGAUGAUUUUCCAAUAAGAGUGUACAAGAACAGUGAAGGAAAGGGAAUAGCAUACCCUAGGAUGCAAGCGAUGGGAGUAUAUUCGACAUUGUGGGAAGCAGAUAACUGGGCAACAAGAGGGGGGUUGGAGAAAAUUGAUUGGAGUAAGGCACCUUUUUAUGCAUAUUACAAGGACUUUGACAUUGAAGGGUGCCCUGUGCCAGGACCUGCCAACUGUGCCUCUAACCAAAGUAAUUGGUGGGAAGGGGCUGCAUACCAAGCCCUUAAUGCCAUUGAGGCACGAAGGUACAGGUGGGUUCGUCUCAACCACAUGAUCUAUGAUUAUUGUCGAGAUAACUCACGCUUCCCAGUUACCCCACCUGAGUGCCAUGCCGGCAUUUAAACCCAAAAUUCAUGUCGUUUCAAUCAUUCAAGUACACCCCUAUCACACCAUACCUCUUUAAUUUUCUUCAAAAAAUCAUAUUCCACUAAGUUAAUUUCAUUUAUUCCACGUGCUCAAGAAAACAAAAUGUAGAACAAUAUAGCUUGAGGUAAAUUAUUGUGUCCCGCUACCACAUGGAUAAGUUGAUAGUUGAUCAUAUAAACAUUUUUUGUUUUGGGGAGAGGCCAAAUGAUUUAUGAUUCUGGUGUCUGUGGGGGCGAGGGCUGUGUUCGAAUCAGAACGAGAUAAGUCAAAAGGCAUUUCUGGAUCUAUUAUGCCAUUGUAUUUUAGUGCGCAUUAUUGAUGGAGGAUAUUGUUGGGCUUGUGAUGUACCAAAUUUCAGUGUUUCUGAAUAAGCAAGGAGAACAUUAACAUGCUCUGUCUAUCGCAUGAA